GCAGAAUCCGUAAGCUACGGACGUGUUUCGCUCGAGCGCAUCGCGCAUCUCCCGACUUCGACCUACGCUCUCUCGCUCGCACCCGCUCGCCCCGCCUAGCACCCUCUCGCUCGCGCGCAGCCGAAGUGAUCGUGAUAUCGUGCCGCGAAUUUGGAUUUUAUUGAGAUUUCGAUUGAGAAAAGGCGGUGAAAAUAUUACACAUUUUAGUUGUCUGGCUGCCGAUUUUGUCAUCGCGAUCAUUGUUAGUCGGCAAGUCGGCACCUACGCGUAUAUAAUUAUUUUUCAUACCCCUUUGGGCAAUGCCCAAUUCUAAAUUGUUAAUUGCGUGACAAAUUCCGAAAGGCCUAAAAAAUUAUAAUAAAUAAAUAAAUACGAAAUAUCACUUCACCCACGAGAUAAUGCAGUUCGAUCCGAAGCCACGAUGCGGUGGCAGCGUGGUUAGCUAUACCGUUAUGCUGCUGCUGAUCAUCGGCGCCGAUUUCGCCGUUGGAAGGCCUGAUGUGCGCGAUGCGUCGCCCUUCGCCCGCGACCUGCAGCCGCCGCUGUUGCAGCCGGACGUGACCUUCAGCGGAUCAGCUGCUGGCGGGGGGCCGAAGGCCAUCGACAGCUAUGGCAACCCCAUCGACGCCCUGCGACCGAUUGACACGCCCGAUGGGCGGAAGGUGGUCAGCGCCCAGGGCGUUCAGUUCGAGAUACCCACCUAUGCAUCGGGGAUCACGGAGAUCAGGCGGCCGGCCGAUGAUCUUCUGCCGCCGCACAUUGGUGAGUUGACAACAACAAAAGAAAGAAGAACGAAGGGAACAGCGGCUGCCAGCGGUGCCAAAAGCAGAACGGAAACGGAAACGGAAACCAGGACGAAACACGUUACAAAAGAAACAAAUGCCUUGACUGCACAAAAACCACACAGCACAAACAGUAGAAGUAGUAGUAAUAGUAAUACAAAUAGCAAUAGCACCACCCGCACCGCACAAGCCGCACCACCACCCCCCAUUAGCACCACUAACAAGCUGGCCAAACGCGAUUCGCAGGGCGGCCAGUUUCCCAUUGCACCACCCAGUAACCGCCACGCCCCGCCCGCCUACUCCCUGAUCAAGCUGAAUCCCUUUGUGGACGCCAGCGAUUCACCCAUCACCCAGAUCCUAGGUUCUAGUUUCCCCAAUCCCCUCUGUCCCCCGUCGAGUGUCCCCUCCCCAACUGCGAAUUGCUCGAAAUACUCAACAUCGAAUACGAAUCCUCUCCAACCAGAUGCCAUCGCUGUGGGCCUGGAAUCCACACAGUCCAGUCAGUCAUUCACCGGCACAGCAUCAGCAUCUUCUGCACCACCAGCACCACUUCCAGCCACAUCACUAACACCGCCCCUGCAUGAUCCACCUUCAUCCGACACCACGACCACGACCGCCGCCUCCUCGGAUGUGGAGGUGGAGCAGGCGCAACUGGUGCCUCUGCAGGAGGAGCAGAAGGUCGACUCCCUGCCCGAUUAUAUACGGGAAUUGCAGCGCCAGGAUGCGAAUAUUGGCGGACCCGUGGAAUGGAAGCCGGCUGCCGAUGGGGCACCACUCAGUGUGAUUGCCUGGGAUCUCUUGCCGCCGCAUCAGAAUCAGGAUGGCCAUCAGCCGGAGGAGCAGCAGCAGGAACCCACCAUUAUCACGGAGGCCCAACAGCUGCCGGCUAAGAAAAUCCAGGGCAUUGUGGAUCCCAUUACCAACAACAUUCGGCUCAGCCUGAGCAGUGGUGGAGCUGUAGGCUCAGUGGAGCCCCUCCAAACCGAUGGACCAGCUGAUCAUGGCACAAAUGCUCAUGUGGGCAGCACCACGCCCAGUAAUCCUGGUCGUUUUCCCAAUCGCCAACGUGGCACAGCCCAUUACAGCACCACCAGGAGCAGUAGCACCACCUUGAGGCCACGAAGCAGUAGCACCACCACCACCCAGGCCACAACAACUACCAGGAGAAGCACUACCACCACCACCACUACGACCAGGAGACCCACCACUACCACCUCCACCACCACCACUACUACGACUGCAGCACCACCAAUACUAAGCACCACUGAAGAUCCCGCCAACUUCUAUCACCUGAUAAAUGAGGAGGCCUAUGCCUACACUCUGCCCACCUAUCUGCAGGAGGUCACCGAUCCGGAUCUGGAUGUGGCGGUCACCUUCGAGGUGCCCGAGGACAAUGACAAGUACAACCACACGCUGGCCAACGAUUUGGAGCCACCCUACGAGCCCUUUGUGGAUCUGGGCAACAUUCAGUUGACGCCACCACCCACCAGCCGACCCACAACCACAACUACGAGGAGAACAACCACGACAACAACCACCACUACGGCAGCACCAACAACCACAACAACGACGCCACGAACAACCACUACAACCACCACGCGACGUCCGACCACGCAGCGAACCACCAAAGCACCCAUACCACCACCAACACUAAAACCACCCACUCAGAGCACCCAAGCGCACCCAGAAGCACCGCCAGUGAAACUGACUACAACAACCACCACCACCCAAAACGCAGAUAACCCAACGUCGACGACGCUGGAGGAUUCGAGGAGCACCACGGCGAGUCCUUUGGAUGCAGGCAACCCCUUCGAUUCGGCUACGAUUCCCGCCUGGCUGCGUGACUUUGACUAUCCGGAUGUGGGUCCCGGUGUGCCCUUCGACCCGGAUAACUUUGGACCAGCAGGUGGAUCAGCUGGAGGAGCACCAAGUGGCAGUAACCGUAACCCCACCAACCCGCCACGUCCUCCAACCAUCCCGCCCGCCUCCUCCGCUUUUCCAUCCAAAGUCACGCUUCCGCUUCCAGGCAGCAGCAGCAGUGGAAUCAGUGGCAUCAGCAGCAGCGGGGAACCACCGCUGGUCCUCAUCCCGCCCGCUGACGCCUCUUCCUCCGACUCCAAUCCCAAUCCCGGACAACUGACCCAUCCCACAUCCUUUGCAGCCCGCUUCGAGCCGCCGGCCAGCAGUCCCAGCUCCAAUCCGUCCACCAUCGAUCCCUUCCCGCCCAGCAAGGUGGAGUACACCAAGAGCGACGAGGGCAAGGUCAUCAGCACACCCAUAAACAGCAAUCAGCGAAAAACCGAGACUGUGGCCCCGGCUGUCAACACUGGAAAGUACACGGGUGGAUUUGGGGCUCCGGCGGGUCUUUUGCGUCCACAGUCCGCCAGCUCCAAUCCUGGCCAAAAUCCCAGUGCAAGCGCCAACUCCGACGUCUAUGUGGCCGGCAAUCAGCACGAGUUCAGCGCCGUUAUAAAGGCGAACAAGGCGAGGCCCACCGUGAAUCCGGGUCGCUACAACGGCGGCUUUGGAGCACCCACCGGUGUCCUAUCGCCCCAAUCGCCGGCGGAGCCGCGACCCUUCCAGCCCGUCCACCAGCAGGCGGAGCACAGGGAACACCAGGCCGGCGGAGGCAACCGGAGGACGGAUAGCCGCUUCGGUGGACCACCCGGCAUCCUGGUGCCCUUCGACAACGUGCAGCGAACUGGGGGGCAGUAACCGACGAGUCCAGCUGUCUCCGCAAAUACUUUAAAUUAUUUAUAGCCCAUGUACAUGUACCUAUGCUAGAGCUAAGUAAGUGGAUGACCACACGGGGUCGCCACACCACGAUACUUGCGAAAUAAAACGUCUCAGAACUAUCAAGUCGAA
This is a messenger RNA of Drosophila takahashii, 3647 nucleotides long. RefSeq names its product flapper (gene flap). Lineage: Eukaryota; Metazoa; Arthropoda; Insecta; Diptera; Drosophilidae. The record is from RefSeq and is a predicted model, not a curated record.